Molecule: messenger RNA, 2058 nt
Organism: Drosophila sechellia
Lineage: Eukaryota; Metazoa; Arthropoda; Insecta; Diptera; Drosophilidae
Gene: veil
Product: 5'-nucleotidase veil
Exons: 7
Coding region: 100-1899 (599 amino acids)
Biological process (GO): AMP catabolic process
Cellular component (GO): plasma membrane
Molecular function (GO): nucleotide binding; 5'-nucleotidase activity; metal ion binding
Source: RefSeq, a predicted model, not a curated record
CACUCGGCUUUAUGUUUUCGGCUAAUAACGGUUCUCGCACUCUCAGCCAAUUUGGUGGGUCAGUUAGCCCGCGGACCGUGCGACGAGUGCAUCACCAAAAUGUUACCUGCCCGUAGUCUCCUUAUCGGAUCAUGUUGCCUACUGUCCCUACUGAUUCAUCCGGUGCAGCCGAAUCCCAUUGCUCCCCGUGCGGAAGUGGCCACCGAGUUCAUCAUUCUGCACAACAAUGACAUGCACGCCCGAUUCGAGCAGACGAGUGUGACCAGUGGCACCUGCUCCAAGGAGGAGGCCAAUACGGAUCAGUGCUACGGAGGAUUCGCCCGGGUGGCCUACGAGGUGCGAAAGUAUCGCAAGGAGGCGGAGGAGGGUGGAACUCCAGUGUUCUAUCUCAAUGCGGGUGACACCUAUACCGGAACUGCUUGGUUCACCGUCUUCAAGGACAAGAUCGCCAGUGCUUUCCUCAACAAGCUAUCACCAGAUGCUAUUUCUCUGGGCAACCAUGAGUUUGACCAGAAUGUUGAGGGUUUGGUGCCCUUCCUCAAUGCCGUGGAAUUCCCCGUUCUGGCCUGUAAUCUGAACCUCACCGAUGUGCCCGAAAUGGCGGCUGCCAAGCAGCUGGCCAACUCGACGAUUCUCGAGCGAAAUGGGGUGAAGAUUGGCGUUAUUGGUUACCUUACGCCCGAUACCAAGGUGCUUGCCUUCCGGAACAAAGUGGAGUACGAGGAGGAAAUCGUGUCCAUCAACGCGGAGGCCGAAAAGCUGAAGGCUCAAGGCAUCAAUAUCAUCAUCGCUUUGGGUCACUCUGGAUACCACAAGGAUCAGGAGAUAGCCAAGAACUGUCCGGAGGUUGACAUAGUCAUUGGUGGUCACUCGCACACAUUCUUGGAUGCCAAUCAGCCGGUGGCUGAUCCCACGGAUUCUGAUCCGGAGGCGGUUCGAGGUCCCUAUCCCACCACUGUGGUGCAGGCGAGCGGCAAGAAGGUACCGGUAGUGCAGGCAUACGCGUAUACCAAGUAUCUCGGAAAGAUUCAUGUUCAGUUUGAUGCCGAGGGCAAUCUGAUCGAGUUUGAUGGAGCUCCUAUUUUGCUGAAUGCCUCCGUAGCUCAGGAGCAGGAUCUCCUGGAUUUGCUGGACGUAUACCGUCCCAAGCUGGAGGAGCUGGAGAACAUGGUCCUGGGUUACACUAAGGUGUUUCUCGAGGGCGGCAACAUCUGCCGCAUGAGGGAGUGCAACCUUGGCAACUUGGUGACAGAUGCCAUGAUCUAUAGUCGCGUGGUGGAGAACAAGGGCGGAGAAUUCUGGACGGAUACUGCGAUUGCUUUUAUGCAGGGAGGAGGAAUCCGUGGCUCCGUCGAUAAGAAGGCUGAUGGAGUCAUCAAUGGCGCCACCCUCCUGGCCGUUCUUCCGUUCGAGAAUAAUCUGUACAUAACGAGGAUUCUCGGAAGCACCCUUCUGGCUGCCCUGGAACACUCCGCGGCUGUGAGGUUGCAGGACUCCAAUGGUGGAUUCCUGCAGAUGUCCGGAAUGCGUGCGGUGUACAACUACAACAAUGAGCAGGGCAAGAGAGUGGUUUCCGCCCAGGCCCUAUGCGCCAGCUGCUCCGUGCCCACGUACAAGAGCAUCAAUGAGACGGCCCUCUACCAGGUGAUCGUGCCCCAGUUCCUGCUCGAAGGCGGCGAUGGCUACACUCUGACCGAGGAGACGGAUCCCUUCACCGAGAGCAUGCAGCGAAACGAUCUGAACGCCACCAUGGAGUACCUGAAGCAGCGCCAUUUCGUGUAUCCCGAGAUCGAGGAGCGAAUUGUUAUCCACGAGAAGGCUGACACCGGAUCGGCGUCUGGCAUUGUGGCCUCCAUCUCCUUGCUCCUGCUCUCUUCCCUGCUCACUAGAUUCAUCUAGAGGAACUUUCAGCUUCUCAUUUCGGAACCCCAAUCCAUUAAUAAACUUAGCCACAUUUGGUCGUUCGCAUAUGCGAUUGCAUUUUUUCGACUUAAAUAGUCAAGUGUGAUUGGUGAUAAGUUUGCCCUUAAUAAAUAUAAUAUAUGCUUGUUUCACACA